Manis pentadactyla (Chinese pangolin) is the source of this 12602-nucleotide messenger RNA. RefSeq names its product cell growth regulator with ring finger domain 1 (gene CGRRF1). The coding region runs from base 119 to 1114 and encodes 331 amino acids. The transcript is spliced from 6 exons. The record is from RefSeq and is a predicted model, not a curated record. Gene Ontology annotation, biological process: negative regulation of cell growth. Lineage: Eukaryota; Metazoa; Chordata; Mammalia; Pholidota; Manidae.
AGGCAAGUGCGUAUAUACAAUGUUUGUCCGCUUCGGGGCACCGUAGUGGCUUUCACCCUGGCCGGGAGGACUGGGUUGGGCCGGGCAGCUUGAACUCCGGUCAGUUUAGGAGAUCCUGAUGGCUGCUGUGUUUCUAGUAACGCUCUAUGAGUACUCGCCGCUUUUCUACAUCGCGGUGGUCUUUACCUGCUUCAUUGUCACCACCGGCCUGGUAUUGGGAUGGUUUGGCUGGGAUGUUCCAGUAAUUCUCAGAAACUCAGAAGAGACCCAGUUCAACUCAAGAGUUUUCAAAAAGCAAAUGAGACAAGUCAAGAAUCCUUUUGGCUUAGAAAUCACUAAUCCAUCUUCAGCUUCAAUUGCAACUGGUAUAACUUUGACAACAGAUUGUCUUGAAGAUAGCCUUCUUACAUGCUACUGGGGGUGCAGUGUUCAAAAAUUAUAUGAAGCUCUGCAGAAGCCCUUCCAUUGUUUCCGAAUAAGCACUCCUCGAGCACUGGAAGAUGCUCUGUACAGUGAAUAUCUCUAUCAAGAACAGUAUUUUAUUAAAAAAGAGAGCAAAGAAGAAAUAUAUUGCCAGUUACCAAGAGAUAUUAAAACUGAAGACUUUGGUACAGUGCCCAGAUCCCGCUAUCCGUUGGUAGUGCUGUUGACUCUAGCUGAUGAGGAUGACCGAGAAAUUUAUGAUAUUAUUUCCAUGGUGUCAGUAAUUCAUAUUCCUGACAAGACUUAUAAACUUUCCUGUAGAAUAUUAUAUCAGUAUUUACUCCUGGCUCAAGGGCAAUUUCAUGAUCUUAAGCUUUUCAUGUCUGCAAAUAAUAACUCCACUCCCUCCAGCACUUCCUGUGCAGAAGAAAAAAGCACAGACCAAAGUUUGUUAGAAAAGGCUGGACUUUCUGAGGGUGAAGUGGAGCCUCCUGAGGAGAACAGCAAGGACUGUGUCGUUUGCCAGAAUGGCACUGUGAACUGGGUGCUCUUACCAUGUAGGCACACCUGCUUGUGUGACGGCUGCAUUAAGUAUUUUCAGCAGUGCCCAAUGUGCAGGCAGUUUGUUCAGGAAUCUUUUGCACUUUGCAGUCAAAAGGAGCAAGAUAAAGACAAGCUGAAAACUCAUUGAGGGUGUUGUUACAGCUGAAAAAUACACUUGCCACCGAAGAUGCAAAAAUUUGUGUUCUUGGAAUUAAUCCUAAUGUGGAAUCUACAGUGUUGACCAUCAAUGGAAAGAUUCUAUUUCAACUUCAUAUUUGUAGGGUACAUGGACGAUGAAAAUUAACCAUUCCUUCCUGCUUGAUAUAGUGAAUACUGAAAUACCAUCUGUGUUAAUACAUAAAAAUUUAUUCAGUUCUUGAGAAGGAUAUAAAUGUUUGACCUUUUGUCAGCUAGAGGAUUUCAGAGAAUGUUGAUUAGGAAAAUCCUGAAAAGCAAUCUCCUUAAAAUUAGAGGAGAUAAAAGUCUUAAGAUUUCUGAAUGUUUUUCCUUUGGCAUAAUCUGGAAUGCAAUUGGAAAAAAACGGAAUUCUUCUUAAAGUAAUUGUAGGAUUCCCAGUUUACAAAGGAAUUGGAAAGGGCUUCUAACUUUAAAUCCUUUCCUGAAAUAUGAGUUUUGAUAAAUAUCCAUCUAUUUGGUUUCUGAUUUUCCUUAUAAUCAUAGUCACAUAAACACAAGUAAUUUUUAAAUGUAGCUUCUGAAAUUUUAAAUGCAAGAUACAACUCUUGACCAUUGUCAGUAUAUCGUAGAUUAAAAUGAUACACAUCCAUAGGCAGCAGAUAUGUAAAACUUGGAUAAUAACAUUUCUUGGAUAAUUAAAUUUAUUGCCAAAUAUAAUUAGAUUAGAUUAAAUAUGAUCUAUCAGAGGUGAUCUGUGAGACUCUUAAUGUCUGACCUUAGAUUUCCUCAUGCACAGUGAAUCCAUCCAACACACUGGAGAGGUUUUGGAGCCAGAAAAACCACUAAAUGAAAUAACUAUUUUUUUCUAGUGUAUUUUUAUUCCAAAUAAACUCCACACCCUUCUGAAUAGUAAAUUACUUUGUUCAUCCCUUGUUACAUCCUCUUAAGAAUUGAGGAACCUGCUGGACAAAAAGCCCCAUAUGCUACUCUUUCCAAAAUGACCAAGAACAUAAAGGUAAAUGAGAAGAAAUUAACCUUCAGCUCACCAAGAACUUAGGUCAUGGCAAAUCAACUGACAUUCAGGGAUAUUUUCAAGCCUUUUUUGUCCUGUUUGUAUUAAGAAUAAUGCCUUUUCUUUCUGCCAUUGUUUUUACAUAUCAUUUCAUUCCAGUCAAAUGUAACACUCUCAGAAAGACAUACCUAUUCCCCAUUUUAUAAACUAAAUCAAACUUUUAUCUGUGUUCAAUAGCUAUAUAAUAAAUACCUUCUAGGGGGUCAGAUACCUUUCAGGGGUCUGGGUUACAGAGAAUCAGGCAAGGCUCCUGAACUCAGAAUAUUUGUGCUUAAAAGGAGCAUUGAUGACUUAUUAGAAGCACAUCUUCCCUCAGACAAUUCUAAGAUUCUGUUCCAACCCUGCCACUGAAAAACAGUCAAAAGCUAUAGUCCCUGUUGCAGUUAGCUAACAAUGUGGCAGUUCAUGUGGGAAACCCAAUUUGGUGUAAACUGGGGGAAUACUUGUAUCACUUCAUCCAUCCUAGUCAUCCUGUUUCCCUUCACAAAUCUGUUUGUACCUAAACUGUCUGAGACAUGUAGUUGGUUUCACAUCUGAGGUAGAUUUCACCUAGUCUUAUUUCAUUUCUCAUAACUUUCUAAAAAAAAUACAUAAUAUAACAUUUACUAUUUUAACUAUUCUUAAGUGUCCAAUUCAGUAGCAUUAAGUACGUUUUCACUGUGUGCAGCUGUCACCAGUAUCCAUUUUCAGAAUUUUUCAUUGUCCCAAACUGAAAUUUUAUACCCAUUAGACAAUGAUCCCUAUCCCCCCUCCCUUUAGCCUUUGGUAACCACCAUUCUACUUUCUAUGAAUUUUUGUACUCUAUGAGGUCCUGUAGGUACCUCAUAAAAGUGGAAUCUUACAAUAUUUGUCCUUUUGUGACUGGCUUAUUUCACUUAGCAUGUCGUCUCCAAGGUUCAUCUUCAUUUUAGCAGGUACCAGACUUUCCUUCCUUUUUAAGGCUGAAUAAUAUUCCCUUGUAUGUAUAUAUCACUUUGUCAUCCAUUCACCCAUCAUUUUUCAAAGCUCUUAAAGAUAAUUUGCACUUAGCUCCUCUUGCUGAAGCUAAAAUAAUUGUUUUUCCUGCCCUCAGUGGUAAUGAAUAUGAGGGAUUUGGUAAUAAUCAAGUAAAAACAGGUACCCGGACUCUUAGAGGUUUAUGUUAAAAUUUACCAAUAAUAGUGAAUAAGUGGCAUUCUGUAAGAACAUUUAUAAAAACUUUUUAUUUGACUGGAUCAUUAGAUAAAAUAUUUAGUUUAUAUAGAUUAGUUGCUGCUUUUCAAAAAUCCCAUUCAGUUUCUUUAAGCAGAUUUGAUUGGUGACUAGCUACCUCCUCCUUCAGUGAUCCUUUCUUCCCAACUUGGUGCCUGUGAGUGUUCUUCAUGUCUAAGCCAGCUCUAUGGGAGGAACUUAAAAACUGUUGUCUAAGGACUUCCCAUUAGUUGUAGAAUGAAGAGAUUUGUUUUGGCUUGUGGGAAUUUGAAGCAUCAAUAUAGAUAACCUAGGAUUUAGGAAGGGCAGGAGGAGAUGAUUUCAGUCUCCUGUACUCAGUCCUGCCUCAGACCAGGCCUAUCCCUCUGGAUAAUUCUCUAACUUCAUUUCUCAUAUUUGAACACUGAAUCCCCCUGUCUGUCUCUUCCUGUCUCCCUGUAUGAUAUUCCUCCUCAAUCUUUUCGUCCUGUCGUGACUUCUAAUUCCUGGGUCCCUGAGUCUAUUCUAUUAAUUCAUUAACAUAUAUAUAUGACAUCUUUAUCCACUCAUUUGUCAAUGAACAUCUAGGUUGUAUCUAUGUCUUGGCUAUUUUAAAUAAUUACGUGGUGAACAUUAAUGAUGUAGAUAUCGCUUUAAGAUAAUGAUUUCUCUUCCUUGGAUACACACACAGGACUAUUAUUAUUCAGCCCCGAGAAAGAAGGAAAUCCUGCCUUUUGCUACCACAUGGAUAGAUCUUGAGGGCAUUAUGUUAAGUGAGAUUAAUUCAGAGAAACACAAAUACCACGUGGUAUCACUUAAUAUUUGUGGAAUCUUAAAAAAAAAAAAAAGUAACUCAUAGAAACAGAGUACAAAAUGGUUGCCAGGUGCUGGCAGGGGAAGGAAGUUAGGGAGACGUUGGUAAAAGGGUACAAACUUUCAGACAAAAGAUGAAUAAAGUCCGUGGAUCUAGUAUAAAUCAUGGUAACUAUAGUUGAUACGGUGGAUUUAAUCAUUGAAAUUUGCUGAGAGUGGAAAUGUUUGCACGCACACACACAGAAAUAAAUAAAUAAAUAUAUAUAUAUGUACACAUGAGGUGAUGCAUGUGUUAAUUAACUAGAUGGUGUAAAUCCUUUAAAAAAAAUAAGAGUAUGAUUGGAGAGGAAUAGGCAGCACAUAGAAACAAUUCAUGUGGAUUUUUCUAUAAAGAAGAGCAGGGAAAUGCUGUGGUAACUAGUAUGGGGUAUAGGUUUGCUAGUAUUUAAUUUUAAGAAGGAAGAAAAUAGCAGCAUGUUUGAAUGCCCUUGAGAAUGAUACGAUAGAGAGGGAAAAAUUGACAAUGCUUGGAUAGUAGUAACAGUUGCUAGAGUGAUGUCCCUGAGGAAACAAAAGAACCCUGGCACACCUCUCUCCUGCAUCUUAAAUCUACAGUACUUCCUUCUGCUUCAAAUUAUGGUAGAUAUUAUCAGUACUAAAGAAAGCCUCUCCUUUGACCUUGUUUCCCAUUCAAUCUAUAUGACUCCUAUUUAGUUUCCAUCCUUUUUCUAUUCCCCUUAGUUCUAAACAUCUUGAAAAAUUGAUUCUCCAGUGCUGGUACUGAUCAUAAUCACAAAUUCUAGUUAUAAUUACAGUCAUAUCAAGUCAGAAGUUCCCAGGUAAUCCUAACACACUAAGUCUGGAAGCCUCUGAACUCUACACUCUAGUCAUUUGUUUUUGUGUCUCUCACUCCCUAUUAGUUCUGCCUCUUACAUUCCUAUUAUUCAACUUGAACUAUAUUUCCCAGGGAUACCCAGUGAGCUCCUAGUCACCUCACCCAGUGGCUUUUUCUCACUCUUCAUGCUUCAUGGUCUCUUUGAAGGAUUCUACACAUAACCAUUGUCUCCACCUAGAAACUCACUUCCCUUGGCUUCUGUGUAACCAUGUCUCAAUGCGUUUCAGGGAUGCUUAAGAAUUGCUUUGAGGGGGAGAGGUAAAAAUGCCAAUACGCGGGUUCAUCCCCUUAAAAUUCUGAUUCAGUGGGUCUGGAAUCUGGCCCAGGAAUCUUUGUCCUCUCAAGCUCUUUCAUGAUUUUGAGGUAGGUGGCCCAUGGAUCACAUCUUUUCUUAUCUUUCUGAUAGCCUCAUGCAUCAGUUAGUGUACUAAUGUCUGCUAAGCACUAUUCCCACAGUAUGCCUGGCAGCAAGUGAGGUAGACACCUGGGAGUCAAGAGUGCACCUGCUUUUUUCAAAAAGCUUAGUGUGCAUGCUCUCUCUUAUGUAUUGCAUUCAACACUUACUUCUUACUUCUAGGCUGUUUCUUCUCAAAUCUUUUUCAUUAUAUCCUUUUGCUGAGUUUCAGACUUUCAUUUCUAAAUGACUAAUAGUGAUUGCCAACCCAUAGACACCUGCAACAUGUUCAAGGCAGAACACUUCUUCCUGCAAAAGUCUGCUCUUUUCCAUUUUCCCUUCCUGGUUAGUGAUAGUGCUGUGUUCCCAACAAUCCCAAGCCCCACAGUUACAUUCACUCCUCCUGGCCUCUUGCCCUCUUCCCACAUCAGGUCAGACAGCAAAUCUUGAUUCUACUCUUUUAUUGUUAAUUUCUGUGUCUCUCUCUUUCCUGACCUACUAAACUUGCCUUACUCCUUGCUCCUAGUCUCUACUAUACCUUUCCCAACCUCAGCUGAUUCUUUAGGUGUCGCUGUACCUCAGAGUUCAGAUCUCAGCCGUCUUCUUACCAUCUGUGGCUGAUUCCAUCCAUUCUUAUGGUAAUGAUUCCUAAAUGCUAUCUUCAGGCCAGAAGUCUUUCUUCUGAAUCCUAGACACAUAUCUCUCUACUCUUGUCUCACUGCUCCUCAACUUUAACAAGUCCAUAGCUCAACUCAUCACCUCCUCAACCCUGUUCUGCUUCUUGAGUUCCUCAUCUUAACGAAUGAUAGCAUCACCCACCCAGCUGCCAGAGCCAGAAGCAUGGCCAUCACUUCUUACUUCUCUUUUGCACCUUAUUCUUACCAUCUCUCAAAAUUUCCCCACCCCCAUUCUCCCUCCCCAAGCCAGGCUUCCACCACAACUAGUUGACUUUGUAGCAGUCUCUUAAUAGUCCCCUGGCCUUCUAUCUUGACUUCUGUCCUUCAACAUGCCCAAUCAAUCUCCACAUUUAGCCAGCUGGCUCUAUAAGGAGCAACUCAGAAAAGGUUAUCUCUCUGAUUUCAGUCUCCCAUGUCUUCCCACUGGUUUUUCUUUUCUUAAAUAUUUAUUUUUUAAGGAAUCAUUGAUAUACAUUCUUAUGAAGGUUUCACAGGAAAAACAAUGUGGUUACUACAAUCACCCAUAUUAUCGAGUUCCCCCAAUACCCCCAUUGCAGUCACUGUCCAUCAAUGUAGUAAGAUGCCACAGAGUCAUUACUUGUCUUCUCUGUGCAACACUGUCUUCCUCAUGACCCCCCACACACCAUGUGUACUAAUCAUAAUACCCCUCAAUCCCCUUUUCCCUUCCUCCCCACCCGCCAUCCCCUUUGGUAACCAGUAGUCCCUUCUUGGAGUCUGUGGGUCUGCUGCUGUUUUGUUCCUUCAGUUUUGCUUUGUUGUUACACUCCACAAAUGAGGGAAUUCAUUUGGUACUUGUCUUUCUCUGCCUGGCUUAUUUCACUGAGCAUAAUACCCCCUAGCUCCAUCCAUGUUGUUGCAAAUGGUAGGGUUUGUUUCUUUCUUAUGGCUGAAUAGUAUUCCAUUGUCUAUAUGUACCACAUCUUCUUUAUCCAUUCAUCUACUGACAGACACUUAGGUAGCUUCCAUAUCUUGGCUUUUGUAAAUAUUGCUGCGAUAAACAUAGGGGUGCAUAUGUCUUUUUGAAUCUGAGUUGUUUUCUUUGUGUAAAUUCCUAGGAGUGAAAUUCCUGGGUCAAAUGGUAUUUCUAUUUUUAGUUUUUUGAGGAAGCUCCAUAUUGCUUUCCACAAUGGUUGAACUAGUUUACAUUUCCACCAGCAGUGUAGGAUUCUCCUCAUCCUUGCUAACAUUUGUUGUUGUUUGUCUUUUGGAUGUUUGCCAUCCUAACUGGUAUGAGGUGAUAUCUCAUUGUGGUUUUAAUUUGCAUUUCCCUGAUAAUUAGUGAUUUGGAGCAUCUUUUCAUGUGCCUGUUGGCCAUCUGAAUUUCUUCUUUGGAGAAGUGUCUCUUCACAUCCUCUGCCCAUUUUUUAAUCGUGUUAUUUGCUCUUUGGGUAUUGAGGCAUGUGAGUUCUUUAUAUAUUUUGUAUGUUAACCCUUUGUCUGAUAUGUCAUUUACAACUAUAUUCUCCCAUACUGUAGGAUGCCUUUUUGUUGUGCUGAUGGUAUCAUUUGCUGUACAGAAGCUUUUUAGCUUUAUGUAGUCCCAUUUGUUCAUUUUUUAUUUGUUUUGCUUGCCCAGGGAGAUGCGUUCAGGAAAAAGUUGCUCAUGUUUAUAUUCAAAAGAUUUUUGCCUAUAUUUUCUCCUAAGAGUUUUAUGGUUUCAUGACUUACAUUCAGGUCUUUGAUCCAUUUCAAGUUUACUUUUGUAUAUGGAAUUAGAUAAUAAUCCAGUUACAUUCUCUUACAUGUAGCUGUCCAGUUUUGUCAACACCAGUUGUUGAAGAGGCUGUCAUUUCCUCAUUGUAUAUCCAUGGCUCCUUUAUCAUAUAUUAAUUGACCAUAUAUGCUUGGGUUUAUAUCUGGGCUAUCUAUUGUGUUCCAUUGAUCUAUGGGUCUGUUCUUGUGCCAGUACCAAAUUGUCUUGAUUACUGCGGCUUUGUAGUAGAGCUUGAAGUUAGGUAGUGUAAUUCCCCCAGUUUUAUUCUUUCUUCUCAGGAUUGCUUUGGCUAUUCGGGGUCUUUUCUCUUUCCAUAUGAAUUUUGGAACUAUUUGCUCUAGUUCAUUGAAGAAUCUUGUUGGUAUUUUGAUAGGAAUGCCACUGAAUCUGUAGAUUGCUUUAGUCAGGGUGGCCAUUUUGACAAUAUUAAUUCUUCCUAUCCAUGAGCAUGGGAUAUAUUUCCAUUUAUUGGUAUCUUCCUUAAUUUCUCUCAUGAGUGUCUUGUAGUUUCCAGGGUAUAGGUCUUUUACUUCCUUGGUUAGGUUUAUUCCUAAGUAUUUUAUUCUUUUUGAUGCAAUUGUGAAUGGAACUGUUUUUCUGAUUUCUCUUUCUGCUAGUUCAUCAUUAGUGUAUAGGAAUGCAACAGAUCUCUGUAUAUUAAUUUUGUAUCCUGCAACUUUGUUGAAUUCAGAUAUUAGAUCUAGUAGUUUUGGAGUGGAUAUUUUAAAAUUUUUUAUGUACAAUAUCAUGUCAUCUGCAAACAGUGACAGUUUGACUUCUUCCUUCCCAAUAUGAAUGCCUUUUAUUUCUUUGUGUUGUCUGAUUGCCAUGGCUAGGACCUCCAGUACUAUGUUGAAAAGUGGGGAGAGUGGGAAUCCUUGUCUUGUUCCCGAUUUUAAUGGAAAAGCUUUCAGCUUCUUGCUAUUAAGUAUGAUGUUGGCUGUGGGUUUGUUUCCCAUUGUUUUUAAAAAAAUAAAACAAGUCACUUCAGAUUAAAGCCCUUUAAUGAGUUAUCUUCAACUCCGUGAUAAAGUUUAACUCCUAUCAAGCCCCUUCCUGAUUUUGUCGUAGCUCAUCUCUGCAGCCUCAGUCCCUCUGUUUUCUCCUUCUCACCCUACACUCCAGCUAGUCUGAACUAUUUCCAUUUUUCUGAACCGAGAAUGAUCUGUACAUGCUGUUCUCCCUUCCCAGCUAACACCUAAUUGUCUCUCAGGUCCUGGUUUUUUGUCACUUUCCCUGGGAAGCCUUUCCUCACCCUCCAAGUCUGAGGGAGGUUUGCAUUUUAGAAACAUCGGUUUUGGAGGUGGUUUGAAGUGUAACAAUCUAAAAUUUUAGAACUCAUGUUUAUUUUUAUCUGCAUAAGAAACUAAAUUUUACUAACUGUGGAUUAGCUGAAGAACAUAUCAAUCAUUUUAAAUAAAUAUGUAAGUUUGGAGGAUACUUUAAAGUUUGAAAUGGAGGAAGACUAAAGGUGGGAAAAUCAAGAUCAAGCUGCUAUUACAAUAAUCCAGUUGAGAAACAGUAAUCCAGGAUCUAAGGACUUGAUAAAUUUUUGAUCAUGGAGAUGAGGAGUCUAGGUUAAGUCUUAUGCUUCUGACUUGGGUAAAGUGAUUGAUAACAGUCAGUGAAACUGGAAGUACAUGUCUACUUUUCCCAUGAAAUUGUUGCUGCCUGGAGGUCAGGCUCUAUCUUACUCAUGUUUGUACCCCAUGGAAUACCAUUCAUUCAUUCAUUCAACAAGUACUUAGAAGGUCUGCUUUGGACUAGCUGGUAUUUUUGAUGCUAGAAGUAGAGAAUGAACAAGAUAAAUCAAGGUUCUUGCUCUCAUGGAGUGCACUUGGACAGUAUUGGGAAGACUCACAAUAAACAGUAGACAAAAGAAUAAGGUGAUAUAGUUCAUGCUACAUACCAUGAAGAAAACAAACAAGUAGGAGGCAAAUGUAGAUGGGAUGGUGUCAGGGACAGUUUCUUUGAAGAACAUGCAAUUGAGAUGAGCCCUGAGGGUUAAGAGGGAGUCAACCUGUCAGAAGCCUGGGCACAGCAUUUGGGGUGGCAGGAAUGAAAAGUACAAUGGCCCAAAGUGAAGAAGAGCUUGGGUGUUAGAAGGAUAGAGAAGAGGCCUGUAUGGUUGGAACUUAUACCUCAGAGGAGCAGUGUGGAUGGGUUGGAGAGAGGGCAGGCCUUACUGGCCAUGGGCAGGAGUUGGGACUGUCUUCUUGCAGUGGGAAUACAUGGGAGAAUUAAAGCAGUGAGGUGACCCUGUCUGAGUGGCCCUUUUAAAAGACUGAGGGGUAAUGCCUUUGGGGGGAUGGGGGAGGAGCAGAAUCAAGAGAGUUCUGUUUCAGACAUUUUAAGUUUGAGAUGUGAUGGUAAGCCUGCCUUGGUUGUUGUAUUUAAUUAGUUGAACUCCAGCAUUUAAUCUCUUUGGUCUUCAUCACAGUUAGGCCUACAGAAAUUCUACAGGUCUGUACCAGGCAUAGUACUGAGUGAAUUAGUCAAGUUAGGAGGAGGAAGAAGAGCUGUCUUAUACUUUCUGUGCCCGAAGCUCUUUGUGCCAGCAAUUAAACUAUUGCCUCUCGGCUCCAAAUCCAUCCUAUUCUCUGCUUUGCGAUACUGGGAUAGGACUCUGCAGACCACAUGUGCGCUUUGCCAGCAGGCUGACCUAUAAGGCUUUGCAAAUUAGAGCAAUAGAGGGAGCCUGGAAGACAGGAAGAGGGGAUUGCUCUUUCCUGUCUGUUUCCCCUGGGCUUCUUACUUGCUUCCUGUUCAUCUGAGCAUCACCCCAGUCUAGCUUCAGUGGUUGAUUCCAGGAGCAGCGGUUGAAUCCAGAUUAUAGCUCUUCCAACAUUUGCCAAACCUGCCUGUUCACCACUCCACCCAGAACACCAGCCCCAGCCCAGCAGCAAGCCCUCCUCAAUGGUCAGAAGGUUUCACUUCUUCAGGGCCCCUCCUCCAAACUUCUAAUUCCAAGUUCUUCACUUCGUUUCCCCAGUCCUAUGGAUGGUAGCUGCUUCCUAAUUGCUACCUCUGAAAUACCUUUAUGCUCUCCUUUUGACUUUUCAGUUAACAACUCUUUAUUUCAGUGAUCUCUAAUAAAAUAAUUGUGUUUUUGUUUCCUGGCUGUACUCUGAUUGAUACAACUAGGUAUUGCCUCCUGUAAUCCUGGCUCAAUUGACUAAGAUAGAAAAGUGAGACCAAUUUUGGUUCAAUAACCUGUGUUACACAGCCACUAGGUGGUAGAGUUGGGGUUUGAAUCCAGUUUGCUUUGCUUUGUUUCACCUGAAACUUAGGCUCUUAAUCACUAGUCACCUUGCUGAAUUGCCUGAAAAACACAUGACAGUAGGUACAAUUAAAAAAUUCUUCCAUCAUUUUUGUUGCAUCUUUCAAGGCUGUUAUCACAGUCAGCAUUUCUCAAAAGCAUCCCAAGCCUAUAAGCUCUAACACCUGUGAAGAAUGGGUUCAGGGGAGCUUAGGGCCGCCAUAGCUGCACUUUCCGAAAGAGGCCCAGUGAACAUUAGUAUAACAAAGGCUCUGAGGAAUUUGGCAAUAAAACUUAAUAUGCAACCAGGUAGUUUCUCCUACAUUUUCUGACUGGGAACCUUUCAAGGAUGUGACAAGUGUAGAAUUAAUAAAUAGUUAAUCUAAUGUAUCCGGUGUAACAGUUGUACCUGGUCAGGAGAAAGCUGUUGGUGCCAGCAAUCCAGGACGCUCUCCUCAUCCAGAGGCUGCCUUGAAGGGUGUGGGGGGAGGGGAGUCUGAUCUUUGUUUAGGUUAUGGAAAGAUGACUGUAGAUUUGUACAUUUUAAAAUUUCAAUUAUUUAAAUCUGUGGAUACAUUUGCGCUUUCAGUUGAAAAAGGUAUUGACACUUCUUGAAUUAAUAACCAAGGUCUGAUAACUCCCAGAACAAGUAAUUUUUACUUUUUCUUAUGCCAAUCUGGGACAAGUUAUCCCUCCAAAAGGUCUAAGACAGCACUGUUGUAAUCCUGACCUAUAUAAAUCCUGUAAAUAGGACUAGUUUUGCCAUGCUCACAUUUAACCUUCUGACUAUAUUCAUUUGAAAAUUUGCCUAUGCCAUUUUGAGAUGUUUUCCUGUAAAAAAAACUAUAAUUAAUAAUACUUCACACAUUUAUUUAUUUUUAAGAAGUGUGAACCCGUCUGCAUUCAUGUUGGGAAUUGUAGCUCAUUUACUUGUAUUUAAAUUUUAUUUAAGUAACUGUAUAAGUUAAUUGGUUUGAAUUAUACUAUUAAGAAAUCAGUCAGGAAGACUGUGUACCUGUGUUCUAAAUACUAGAGAUAACCUCAUCUAACUCCAUUCUAGAGAAAGCUGUCUCAAAAGUUUUCUUCACAGACUAUGUAUGAUUCAGCCCUAAAAAGGAAUGAUCUUCUGAUACAUGCCACAAUGUGGAUAAACCUUGAACACAUACACUGUGCGAAGGUCCGUACACAAAAGGACAGUAUCAUAUGAGUCUGCUGGCAUGAGACACCUAGUGCAGGCAGAAUGGUUGAGGUGGAGAGUGGGAUACUGGUUAACAAGGGACUGAGGGGAGCGGGGAAUGGAGAUUCUGUUAAUGGGUACAGAGUUUCAGCUUGGGAUGAUGGGAUAAGUUCUGGAAAUGCUUAGUGGUGAUGGUUGCACAACAGUGUGAACAUACUACUACUGGGUUUUUAUACUUAAGAAUGGUUAAAAGAGUAAAUUUAAUGUUUUGUAUGUAUAUUUUACCACAAUAAAAAAAUGUUUUCU